Molecule: messenger RNA, 1900 nt
Organism: Ostrinia furnacalis (Asian corn borer)
Lineage: Eukaryota; Metazoa; Arthropoda; Insecta; Lepidoptera; Crambidae
Product: hsc70-interacting protein
Exons: 9
Coding region: 145-1359 (404 amino acids)
Molecular function (GO): protein dimerization activity; Hsp70 protein binding
Source: RefSeq, a predicted model, not a curated record
UGAAUUCAUUCUUUCUUUCCUUCAUGUUUCCUUCCGUCAGUGCCUGAUUUUGAUUUUGACAAUUUGUUUGUUUCUCGAAUCUUACAAAGGCCACACAAAGCCGAUUACCGGUUUUUAUUCAUCAGCUAAAUACAAAAUAACAAAAUGAGUUGUCCCUUCCAUGACGAGCAAAUAGACCAGCUGAAGGCGUUUGUGGAGCUAUGCAAAGCUCAACCACAGUUUCUGCACCAUCCCAAGCUAGCGUUCUUCAAGGACUACUUGGUGUCGAUGGGAGUAACCCUGCCAUCGGCUACUUUUGGAGCUAAGAACUUCACACCUUCGGGAGACUCCAACACUGGAAAUAAUAAUGCUACUGAAGAAAAAGCUUCAUCAGGUGAAGAUGAAUCUGACCAAGAAUCUGAUGUGGAGCUCAACAUGGAAGGAGUCAUUGAAGCAGACCAAGUGGACAUCAACCAAGUCAUGGGCGACUCUAACAAAGAAGUCACUGACGAGGAACGCGAUCAAUCAGAUGAGAAGCGCUCGGAAGCGAUGCGGGCCUUCUCUGAACAACAGUUUGAUGAAGCUAUAAAGCUGUACACUGAAGCUAUACUGCUGAAUCCACAGAGUGCUUUAUUAUUUGCCAAGAGAGGACAGGUAUACCUCAAACUGAACAAGCCAAAUGCCUGUAUAAAAGACUGCACUAAGGCCUUGGAGCUGAACUGCGACAGUGCGGCAGCAUACAAGUUCCGAGGACGUGCCUAUGGGUUGCUGGGCCAAUUUGAGGAAGCAUCUCACGAUCUUUGCGAAUCUUUGAAGAUUGACUAUGAUGACCAGACUAACGAAUGGUUGAAUGAAGUGAAGCCUAAUGCUGAGAAAUUGAGACAGCACAAGCUUAGUGUGCAACGCAAGAAGGAAGAAAAAGAGCACCGCGCCAAGAUCCGCCGCGCGCGCAAGGCGCAAGAGGCGCGCGCCAAAGCUGCGCGGGCGAAUGCGACGAGUGGCGCCACGGCCGGAGCCGGGACGGGCGCGGGAACUGGCUUCCCGGGCGCGGGAGCAGGAUUCCCGGGAGCGGGUGCUGGCGCCGGAUUCCCGGGCGGUUUCAACACGCAAGACUUCAGCAACCUGCUCUUCGAUCAAGAGCUUAUGGCUGCUUUCCAGGACCCUGAAGUCGCUGCAGCUUUCUCAGAUGUGUCGACAAACCCGUCCAACUUUUCCAAAUACCAAAACAAUCCUAAGAUCGCGUCCGUCAUCGAAAGACUGCAGUCUAAAUUGGGCAAAGGAGGUGCUGGACCAUUCUCAGGAGGUGCCCCACCAGGUUUUGGCGGCGCUGCAGCUCCUGAUGCUGGAAAGCCUACUGACGAUGACGUGGGACUUGACUAAAUUGGCCAUAAAUUGCUAAAUCUUACUUCCAAGUGAAGAGUAAUCAUCUCUGACAUUUAUCAUAAAGCAUUUAUUUACAUAGCAAUAAAAUUAAUAUGUAUACCUACUAAUACUUAGUAUUCAAUAGUUGUAAUCACUGUUAUUCUAUAUCGGUGAUGGUAAUAUAAACCUGUCAUUGAAUUCUAUAUAGCACGCAGAAUAUCUGUAAUUUUUGUAUUUUGCUGUGCAUUUACUGUUGAUUAUGGAUAGUAUAGCCUUACUUAAUGCUGAUGCAUAGCUCUAUGGAAGGUGCUUAACUGUUAUACAAGCAAGAUAGUAUAUUUUGUAUGUAUAGUUAUAGUUGAACAUCGUAGAGAAUCAAAUGUUACUUCAUGUAGCAUCAUUUAAUAUUUUUGAAAUGGGCUGUCUGCCAAUUAAAAUUUUAUAAGUCCAAUAUGCUUCUUAAUUUUUUCAUUUUAUUCAUUACUAGUCUUUUCAAAGUUUUAGGUAGGUAUUUGUACUAAAAUCUGAACUGGCACUUUGCUUAGUUGAUAAAUGUAAA